GCUGAAAUGGCCUGUUCGAUUACACACAAAGGCUAUUAAUAUUAUCUAAACGUGCAUAAUACCUUUAAAGACAAACUAAAAGUCAUAUUUCUGUCACUUUUCAAAUCAAAACACAUCACGGGCAACAUGUGUUAAUAUUUGCUGUUGAUAAAUGCAUAUGAGAAUUUUUAUUUUUUAAAGUUUAAUUCAAAAAGCAGUAGCCUGCUGCAUUAUCCCGAAUCUCUUAAAGAGUUGGCAGACGGUUAAAUAAGCUCCAGGAUGGUAUUUUAAUCAUUAAUGUGGUUUGGUUUCUUACAUUCUCUUAAAGCAUUACAUUUCUCAGUAAAUAUGGCAGAAAUCUUCAUUAGAGAUGCUGGAUGUUGAUUUCUGCUCACAUACCUGCUCUGUUUUGCCUGUGUGCCGAAGGCCACACAUGGAUGCACCUUGUGACAAGUCACCAUUUUGGUGUAAACGGUAAGCUUGGCUGGACACAUGAGCUGCACCUUAUAAGGUAGUAUGCCUGCUAAGUCCCUAGCAUCCCUCUUUGGGCUACCAAGCUACCAGGAGCAAAGGGUUAGCCAAACAUGGGCAUUCCAGCAUGGCAGCUCAGUUGUUUGAUUAUAGGGGUUAUCUGUGUGCUGCUUUUCAUGUUUUAUUGCCUGCUGUUCAAUGGGAGGUCAAAGCAGCCUUGUGACCUGCAUGAAGAGGCAGAGGCAAGGAUAAGUGACAGGCCAGAGGUCAAACCGAGGUCAGAGGUCAACCCGACUUCCAUCCACCCACCAGAGGCUGACCCAGUCGCCAGUGACGAUCCAGACGUCAGCUCGACUGCCUCUGAACUACCAGCAGUUGACUCCGACUCUGCCGCCCGCGCGCUUCAGAUUGAUUCAACCACUAACGGUGAUAUUUCCGACAUGGCUGACCCAGCCCCCGACGACGGCAAGUACCUCUUCCUGGAAAAUGACUUUCGCAACAGCGGGGUGGCGCAAGCCGAUUGGGCGGCCAAGAAGAUGGUGUGGGUGCCAUCGGAGAGGGAGGGCUUCGAGCAGGCCAGCAUAAAGGAGGAGAAGGGUGAUGAGGUGCUGGUGGAGUUCUCCAACGGUCAGAAGGCGACGGUGAACAAAGACGACAUCCAGAAGAUGAACCCGCCCAAGUUCAGCAAGGUGGAGGACAUGGCCGCCCUCACCUUCCUCAACGAAGCCUCCGUCCUCCACAACCUGCGAGAGAGAUACUUCUCCAGUCUGAUCUAUACGUAUUCAGGUCUGUUCUGCGUGGUGGUGAACCCCUACAAGAUGCUGCCCAUCUACUCCGAAAAGAUCAUCGAGAUGUAUAAGGGCAAGAAACGUCACGAGGUGCCGCCACACAUCUACUCCAUCACAGACAACGCCUACAGGAACAUGAUGCAAGACCGUGAGGAUCAGUCUAUUCUCUGCACAGGUGAGUCUGGAGCUGGGAAGACAGAAAACACCAAGAAGGUGAUUCAGUACCUGGCUGUCGUCGCCUCCUCACACAAGGGCAAGAAGGACGUGAAUCCUGAUUCAGUGGCUGCAGCUGUGGUCAAGCAGCAGGCGGGAUCUCUGGCCUACGGGGAGCUGGAGAAGCAGCUGCUGCAGGCUAAUCCCAUCCUGGAGGCGUUUGGAAACGCCAAAACCAUCAAGAACGACAACUCCUCACGAUUUGGCAAGUUCAUCAAGCUCAACUUUGAUGUGACCGGCUAUCUUGUUGGGGCGAAUAUUGACACCUACCUGCUGGAGAAGUCUCGCUGUAUUCGUCAGGCCAACACUGAGAGAGCCUUUCACAUCUUCUAUUACAUGGUGGCAGGAACCAAGGACAAGAUGAGGGAGGAGCUUCUGCUGGAGGACUUCGGCAGCUAUCGUUUCCUGGUGGCGGGUCACGUGGAGAUCCCCGGUCAGGAGGAUGACGAGCUGUUUGAUGAGACUCUGGAGGCCAUGGAGAUCAUGGGCUUCACUGAGGAGGAGAGAAUAGGGAUGUUAAAGGUGGUGUCCACUGUUCUCCAGCUGGGCAACGUCAAAAUUGAGAAGGAGAGGAACAGUGAGCAGGCGACCAUGCCUGACAAUACCGCUGCCCAGAAGGUGUGUCACCUGCAGGGCAUCAAUGUCACCGACUUCACCCGCGCCAUCCUCACACCCAGAAUCAAAGUGGGCAGAGAGGUGGUGCAGAAGGCGCAGACCAAGCAGCAGGCUGAUUUUGCCGUGGAGGCUCUGGCUAAGGCCAUGUAUGAGCGCCUGUUUCGUUGGAUCCUGGCCAGAGUCAACAAGACGCUGGACAAGAGUAAGAGGCAGUCGUCCUCCUUCCUGGGCAUCCUGGACAUUGCUGGCUUUGAGAUUUUUGAGGACAACUCCUUCGAGCAGCUCUGCAUCAACUAUACCAACGAGCGUCUGCAGCAGCUCUUCAACCACACCAUGUUCGUCCUGGAGCAGGAGGAGUACAAGAGAGAGGGCAUCGAGUGGAACUUCAUCGACUUCGGCCUCGACCUGCAGCCCUGCAUCGAGCUCAUCGAGAGGCCGAACAACCCUCCAGGCAUCCUGGCCCUGCUGGACGAGGAGUGCUGGUUCCCCAAAGCCACUGAUAUGUCCUUCGUGGACAAGCUGCUGAACACCCACACCGGUCACGUGAAAUUCUCCAAACCCAAACAACACAAAGAUAAACUGAUGUUCAGUGUGCUGCACUACGCCGGUAAGGUCGACUAUAAUGCAGCUAACUGGUUGACUAAGAACAUGGAUCCUCUGAAUGACAAUGUGACCGCUCUGCUCAACAACUCCUCCAGCAGCUUUAUCCAGGACCUGUGGAAAGACGUGGAUCGAGUGGUGGGUCUGGAGACCAUGACCAAGAUGUCAGAGAGUUCGGUGCCCACCUCCACUAAAUCCAAGAAGGGCAUGUUCCGCACAGUGGGUCAGCUGUACAAGGAGUCGCUGGGCAAGCUGAUGACCACGCUGCACAACACCCAGCCCAACUUCGUCCGCUGCAUCAUCCCCAACCACGAGAAGAGGGCUGGGAAGAUGGACUCCCAGCUGGUGCUGGAGCAGCUCAGGUGUAACGGGGUGCUGGAGGGCAUCCGAAUCUGCAGACAGGGAUUCCCCAACCGCAUCGUGUUCCAGGAGUUCAGGCAGAGAUAUGAGAUUCUAGCUGCCAAUGCCAUCCCGAAGGGCUUCAUGGAUGGGAAGCAGGCAUGCUGUCUGAUGGUAAAGCACCUGGAUCUGGAUCCUAACCUGUAUCGUAUCGGUCAGAGUAAGAUGUUCUUCAGGACGGGAGUUUUGGCCCAGCUGGAGGAGGAGAGAGACAUCAAACUGACCGUCGUCAUCAUCGCCUUCCAGGCACAAGCAAGAGGCUUCUUGGCCCGCAAGGCUUUCAGUAAACGUCAGCAGCAGCUAAGCGCCAUGAAGGUCAUCCAGAGGAACUGCGCCUGUUACCUCAAACUCAAGAACUGGCAGUGGUGGAGGCUCUUCACCAAGGUGAAGCCGCUGCUGCAGGUCACCAGACAAGAAGAAGAAAUGGGUCAGAAAGAGGAGGAACUGAAGGCAGCGAAAGAGGUGGCAGCCAAGACCGAGGCCGAACUGAGGGACAUCUCCCAGAAACACACCCAGCUGAUGGAGGAGCGAGCGCAGCUGGAGUCGAAGCUUCACGCAGAGACGGAGCUGUACGCGGAGGCUGAGGAGAUGAGGGUACGACUGGAGGCCAAGAAGCAGGAGCUGGAGGAGGUGCUGCACGAGAUGGAGGCCCGGCUGGAGGAGGAGGAAGAUCGCAGCCUUUCCCUGCAGCAGGAGAGGAAGGACAUGGAGCAGCAGCUACAGCUUAUGGAGGCCCACAUAGCAGAGGAAGAAGAUGCUCGGCAGAAGCUGCAGCUGGAGAAAGUGGCUAUGGAGGGAAAAGUCAAGAAAAUGGAGGAGGAAAUUCUGCUUAUAGAGGACCAGAAUAACAAACUGCAGAAGGAGCGAAAGCUUAUGGAGGAGAGGAUGGCUGAUAUGAGCUCCAACUUGGCAGAGGAGGAGGAGAAGUCCAAGAACCUGACCAAACUGAAGACCAAACACGAGUCCAUGAUCUCUGACCUGGAGGUGCGUAUGAAGAAGGAGGAGAAGGGUCGUCAGGACAUGGAGAAGGCCAAGAGGAAGGUGGAGGCGGAACUGGCCGAACUCCAGGAUCAGCACGCCGACCUGCAGGCCCAACUAGCCGAGCUCCGAGCCCAGCUAGCUGCCAAAGAAGAGGAGCUCCAGGCCACACAGGCCCGCUUGGAGGAGGAGAGCAAUCACCGUGGGGCAGCGGUGAAGCGGGUUCGGGAGUUGGAGGUUCUGAUUUCAGAGCUGCAGGAGGACUUGGAGGCAGAGAGGGCGGCCAGGGGGAAGGUGGAGGCAGCUCGACGGGAUCUCGGUGAGGAGCUGAAUGCUCUACGCACUGAGCUGGAAGACAGUCUGGAUACUACCGCCGCCCAGCAAGAGCUACGGGCGAAGCGUGAGCAGGAGGUGGCUAUGCUGAAGAAAGCCAUGGAGGACGAGGGACGGAGCCACGAGGCCCAAAUCCAGGACCUGAGACAGAAACACAGCCAGGCUGUGGAGGAGCUCAAUGAGCAGCUGGAGCAGGCCAAGAGGGUGAGAGCUGGUCUGGAGAAAUCCAAGCAGGUUCUGGAGAAAGAGUCGGCAGAUCUGAGUGCCGACCUGCGAUCCCUCGCCAAUGCCAAACAGGAUGUGGAGCACAAGAAGAAGAAGGUGGAGGGUCAGCUGAACGACCUGAACUCGCGUUUCAACGAGAGCGAGCGGCAGAGGACCGAGCUGGGGGAGCGAGUCUCCAAGAUGACUAUGGAGCUGGAUAGUGUGACAAGUCUGUUGAAUGAGGCGGAGGGAAAGAACAGCAAACUGAGUAAAGAUGUCUCCACUCUGACCUCUCAGCUCCAGGAUGCACAGGAGCUACUGUCAGAGGAGACCCGUCAGAAGCUGAAUCUGUCCGGACGUCUGCGUCAGAUGGAGGACGACAGGAACAGCCUGAUGGAGCAGCUGGAGGAGGAGACUGAGGUCAAACGGGGCGUGGAGAGGCAGGUCUCCAGCCUCAACGUGCAGCUGUCCGACUACAAGAAGAAGCUGGACGAGAUGUCGGGGACGGUGGAGCUGCUGGAGGAGGGGAAGAAGCGUCUGCAGCGCGAGCUGGAGGCGACCAACAGCGAGUAUGAGGAGAAGGCCUCGGCCUACGACAAGCUGGAGAAGAGCCGGAGCCGGCUGCAGCAGGAGCUGGAGGACGUCCUCAUGGACCUGGACAGCCAGCGGCAGCUUGUCUCCAACCUGGAGAAGAAGCAGAAAAAGUUUGAUCAGAUGCUGGCAGAGGAGCGCGCCGUGUCCUGUAAGUUUGCAGAGGAGCGGGAUCGAGCGGAGGCGGAGGCGAGGGAGAAGGACACGCGGGUGUUAGCUCUGGCCAGAGCGCUGGAUGAGAACCAGGAUGCUCUGGAGGAGGCGGAGAAGACCAUGAAGUCCCUCCGAGCUGAGAUGGAGGACCUCAUCAGCUCCAAGGAUGACGUGGGAAAGAGUGUGCAUGACCUGGAGAAGGCCAAGCGUGGCCUGGAGGCCAUCGUGGAGGAGAUGAGAACGCAGAUGGAGGAGCUGGAGGACGAGCUGCAGGUCGCUGAGGACGCCAAGCUGCGUCUGGAGGUCAACAGUCAGGCCCUGAGAGCUCAGCAUGAGAGGGAGCUGCACGCCCGCGAUGAGAUGGGCGAGGAGAAGAGGAAGCAGCUCCUCAAACAGGUGCGUGAGCUGGAGGCGGAGCUGGAGGAGGAGAGGAAGCAGCGAGGUCAAGCUUCAGGCGGCAAGAAGAAGCUGGAGGGGGAGCUGAAGGACAUGGAGGACCAGCUGGAGGCCACCAGCAGGGGGCGCGACGAAGCAGUCAAGCAGCUCCGCAAGAUCCAGGGUCAGACGAAGGAGCUCCAGAGGGAGCUGGAGGACUCGCGUGCAGCCCAGAAGGAGGUCCUCGCCUCAGCCAGGGAGUCUGAGCGCAGAUCCAAGGCCAUGGAGGCAGACAUCAUCCAGCUGCACGAGAUGCUGUCAGCUGCAGAGAGAGCUCGAAAGCAGGCAGAGACGGAAAGAGAUGAACUGUCUGAAGAACUGGCCAGUAACUCCUCUGGAAAAUCACUGCUGUCUGAUGAAAAGCGUCGUCUGGAGACUAAGAUCAGCCAGCUAGAGGAGGAGCUGGAGGAAGAGCAGGCCAACGUGGAGAGCCUCAAUGACCGGCUGAGGAAGAGCCAGCAGCUGGUGGAGCAGCUGGGUGCGGAGCUGGCAGCAGAGAGAUCUUCCUCUCAGAGCAGAGAGGGAUCCAGGCAGCAGCUGGAGAGACAAAACCGAGAGCUGAAGGCCAAACUGCAGGAGACCGAGGGCCAGGGCCGCUCCAAGCUCAAAUCCUCCAUCGCUGCCCUCGAGGCCAAGCUGAGAGAGGUUGAAGAGCAGCUGGAGAUUGAGAGCAGAGAGCGUCAGGCCAACGCCAAGAAUCUGCGUCAGAAAGAGAAGAAACUGAAGGAUCUAACCAUCCAGAUGGAGGAUGAGAGGAAGCAGGCGCAGCAAUACAAAGACCAGGCGGAGAAGGGCAACGUUCGGGUGAAGCAGCUGAAGCAUCAGCUGGAGGAGGCGGAGGAGGAGGCUCAGCGCGUGGCAGCCGCUCGCAGGAAACUGCAGAGGGAGCUGGAGGAGGCGAGCGAGGCCAACGACACUCUCAACAGAGAGAUGGCUUCACUGAGGAGCAAACUGAGACACUACUGAUCUGCAAACUGUCCUCAAAGCUUCUGGGAAUCAUCUCCUCUUCCUUAACGGGCUUUUUACUUCAGUUUCCUCAUCGCUGUCCUAAUCCAGUUUACACCUGCUGCGAGAUUUCAGGGGCUUCAACUUUUUUUUUUAAAUCUCGCUUUGCAACAUGCCACCAAAUUCUGCUGCUCUCUGUUCUUCCUCUGUCCUUCAUCUCCUUCUGACCCUCCUCUUCCUCCUCUUCCUCUUCCUCCUGAUGUGUCGGUUAUUCCCAGGCGUGGCGGCGGGGAGGCGGUGUUCGGUAGCCCCAGUCCCCGGAGCAGCAGCAGCAUCAGGAGCUUGGGGCUGGGAGGGAGCAUCACCCGGAGGAGCACCAUCAAAGAGAACUCAGUGGAGCUGCAGGAGGAAGAGCCUCGUUCCCCGUCUCCUCCUGCCUGCACCCCCCCUCUGGAGCCCCGAGGGGAGGCCUACACCUCCUCCCCCGACGAGUAGAGGGACCAGACGCAGCAUUAUGAUUGGAUUUCACCCAAGAAAACUGGGCAGAACCUGUUCCAGAAAUAUUUUUACACUUUUAAUUUAAAUUUGAAAGUUUCCUUUAACAAUAACGUAAAUGUUCCUGAACACAGGAGUCUCGUGGAUAUUUUAACAACACUAUGGAUUUAUGCUAAAAUUGAAAUUUAUUUCGGUCUCUUAAGUAAUUAAACCAGUUGGGGUAAAAAAAGAAAGGGUAUACGUCUCAACAAAACAGUACAUGUAUUAAAUACAAAGUCCGUAAAAUUAAUUGGCAACUACUUUGAGAAUCAAUUAAUAGUUUCAGUCAUUUUUCAAGCAAAUAUGAAAAACAUUUGCAGGUUCCAGCUUCUCAAAUAUGAAGAUUUGAUGCGGGGUUUUUGUCAUAUGAUAGUAAACUGAAUAUCUUUUGCAGUUUUGCACUGUUGGUCAGACAAAACAAGCAUUUUGAAGACGUCACCUUGGGCUCUGGGAAGUUAUACUGGGCAUUUCUCACUACUUUCUGACAUUUUAUAGACAAAAUAAUUAUUAAAAAAAAAUUAUCAAUACUCAAUACAAUAAUAAUCUAUGAGAAUAGAUAAGAAUAAGAAUCUACGAGUUUAAAUAAUCUACAAUGAUUAUAAAAGUCUCAAGCUGUAGCUCUAUAAAAUACAAUAAUGUUUCUCUUUAGUUUCCUAAAUAUGCACAUUCCUCUCAAGUCAUUGGUGUUCUUUCAUUUUAAACAACUUUUUGAUUCUUUAUACGUCAUCAUGUCAUGGUCACCAUUUAGAAAUGUUUCACCUGUUUCUGAGAAAUUACGUUUUCAUGUGAAAUUGCUCCAAAUACUACAGUACCCAUGAGCCUCAGCGGCUGACUACAGCCAGAGUUUUAGCAUAUUCAAGACACUUUGUAGCUGCAAUCAGGAACAAAACUGCACUGAAGGUGCUGAAUGUAUCCAAAAUCUAAAGAUGACUCUAAAGUUGCCUUAUCUCCUGGAGCUGCUUGAUUUUCUCAAAAAAGCAAAAAUUUUAAGUUUCAGUUUCAUGUCCAUCCAACAUCCAAGUGCUGAAAUGAGACGAACCGGCCACUCCACUUCGCUACUCAGUUUUUGUAGUUUUCAGUUUCCCUAAAAAUAAAUAAAUAAAAAAUCAUAAUUAAAACCCAUCGCUAACAAACCAAACUCUUCUCUCUUCCAUAAUUUCCUUCCUCCUCUUUGUAGCUCUAUUAAGUAAUGUAUUGCUCACCUUUGUUUUUAUCUCCCCUUCUCAAAAAUAAAUAAAAGGCAUUAAUUAAAAAAAAAAAAAAAACGUAAAACAAAACGCAAGUUACAUCUGAACCUGAUCAGCUCAACUAUUUAGCUAAUGGUGGCUGGACAGAAGGAUGAAAUGUGUGUAUUUAACCUCAAAAGUAAACGGAGGCUCACUUUUGAAAUGUCUAACAAGUGACUCGAAAGUUAAAUUGUUAGGACACAUGCAGGUCUGUCAUCCGGUCCACCAUUUUAUAUUUAAUUUGAAAUCUUUCACAACUAAGCCAAAGAGCUGUUAUUACGUCAUGUGACUUUAACAUAAUGUAGGUCCUACUGGCAGCAGCAGUUAACAUCGUCAGCGGCUAUAAACAACAACAGUGGAGGCAAGAUUUGUUUAUUCUUCUCUAGUUUUAAACAGACUGAUUUAACUGAUUGAUUCCAAAAUUGUUCAACUUUAUUUGGGGGAAAUUAAUCUCAUUAUUGAAGAAAAUAAUUAUUAUGCUAUGAGCACAAAGAAGGACAUAUGAAUGCUACAGAUUUUAACAAAUAAAGUUUACAAAAGGGAAAUGGAUACAAAAUGAUACGAAAAUAAAACGCAGCAUCCGGGAAUCUGAUUCCCAGCUUAAAUUUUCAAGAGGUUUUGUGAAGUGAAGCCAAGAAAAAGAAGAACCAACUAUUUUCAAUGUUUGUGGAUUAAUAUAACAUAUAAUUUAUGUGAAUUUAAUAUAUUUAGAUGUAUUUAUAUUCCAGCUAGUUUAAAUAAUUCCCAUAUAUAAAGUCAGUUUUCCGAGUCUCAGUUUGUGACCCAGUGACCUCUGAAAAGACCAGAAGGUCGUUAAACUAAACUUAGAGCUGUUUGAAAUGUAUUUCCAGAAUCUUCAAAGACAUUUCUAACCAUCUGGAUGAAACAGAUAUUGUUAUAAUAAUAUAAUAAUAUCUGUUGCACAAUAUAAAAGAAUUUUAACCUGUUUCUCAAGCUGCGACUGUAUUCUCUAUCCAAGUAGACAGAAAUUACAUCUUGUCUUUUCUGUAAAACACAAGCAAAAUAUUUAUUUUGUAUGAAAAUGUUAAAUAUUGGAAAGAAAUAUUCCAAUUAACUUUUUUAAUUUUGAUUUUGAUUCAUGUUGUAAAAAUUGAGCAAGAAUAUUUGUCAUUUCUGCCUACCAUCUGUGUUUGGAUUAGGAAAAUUGAGAAACGAGUUAAAAAUCGUCUCUUAAAUCAUGCAGCGGAUUAAAUAUUUUUUCAUCCAAACAGUUAGAAGAGACUCUAAGGAUUCUGGAAAUGCCUUCAGAACGACAGGAAGCUUUGUUAAACGACCUUUUGGGUUCAGUUUUCGGGAAAAAUCAGAUGCUUUGCCAAUGAGAGGCACAAACUGGGGCUGGUUGUACCCUUUAUGCACUUCCUCAGAGGGGUUUUUAGGAUAUUUUAGAGAGAAUCUGUUUAUUUGGAAACUGUAUGUAAAACUAUAUUUGUAACCCAACUGUUGGAUAUUCAUUAUUGGGAUUAGGCGGUGUGAUUUAAACCUCACAGAUACACAAUAUAUAACUAUAAUAAAAGUGACUGCUGUGAUGCAGGACUUUCUGCUUUGUGAACCAGCUAUUAAACUGCUACUAAAUGACAA
Molecule: messenger RNA, 10063 nt
Organism: Siniperca chuatsi (mandarin fish)
Lineage: Eukaryota; Metazoa; Chordata; Actinopteri; Centrarchiformes; Sinipercidae
Product: myosin-11-like
Exons: 44
Coding region: 564-6725 (2053 amino acids)
Cellular component (GO): myosin complex
Molecular function (GO): cytoskeletal motor activity; actin filament binding; ATP binding
Source: RefSeq, a predicted model, not a curated record